AUGUCCGCUGAUAGCUUUUACGUUGAAGACUCCGCCGAAGAGGAUUCAUACAAGGGUGAGCAGACAUUCCGCAAAAAUAUUCAUAUGGAAUCGGUAGUUAUCGAGGAAACCGACUCCGAAGCUGAAAAUUCGCAUGACUCCAUGAUAAGUGAAGAGGAAAGUGUUCAGCCUCGUAUGAAGAAUCGACAAAGCAUGCGUAUGUCAUUGCAUCCUAAGCAAACGGAUAGCGACAGCAGCGAGGAAUCUGAAACGGAAUCCUCUCACGGAUCUUCCUCUGAUCGGACAUCCAAUACUGAUGAGGAAAACGAUGCCGAACGAAGCGUUUAUUCACCCGUCACGCGAAGAAGCAUUUUUGGUCCAACAGCUAAAGCCGUGUACACCGAUGAAGACGACAACCUGCAAAGUGAAGACAGUGACGAUGAGCAAAUAAGAGGCAGACAUCGGAUUGAACAGGAAAUUCUGUCUGAUGGCGAACCGGGAGAACAAAUUGCGAAGCAAAUGAAGCGCAAAAGCCGCAAAGCGGUGCAGAUUCUCUCGGACAGUGACACGGAAGACGAGAAUCCGUUGAACAGCGGGAAAGACGGCGGGUCGCAAAAUGGCAAUUCUUUUGAUGCUUCGCUGUCCCUACGCAAGUACAAUCCCGAAGACGAACCAGCUCAUAAUGCAACCAAGCAACAGCUAUCUUUCACCUUCCAGUCGCAAGCGGAAGAACAAGAUUCGAUUAGCACGAAGCUCUCGUCGACAUUAAAAUCGGGAAAUGAGCUCGAUGAUGGUGCGGACGAAUCCAGCGUGCUGUCCCCGGCUGAAAGUCGACAUUCCAUCAGUCUCCGUGCCUCAAUCGGUGAAAAACUUUCGUCAACCCAGAUCAGACCGCUGGAUGUUGAAGAAGUCGAGGAGAGACAGCUAGAUGUCGAAAAGUCCCCGCAGAAGUCGCGUGACGAAUCGAGCAGUGUAGAGCUGGUUGAAAAAUCUGCCGAAAUUCUGUCUGUUAGCAGUGACGAAGAGGUGAUUCCAAGCGCGCGAUCACGGUCACAGAUUCCUUCGCUUGAACCGCCAGCCGCCAAAACUGCACCUCAAGUCCUUGUGCAGCCUACGAUAACGGCUUUCGUGCGUCGGUCAGGCCAUGGUGGAGUCCCCGAGCGCGUAUCGCAGAGCGAGUACGACGCCAAUAUACGGCGCAUGGCCGAUUUGAAGAGUCAGCUCGUGUUGAUCGAGGGCGUGAUGAAGAACCGUGCCAAAUUACCGGAUCAGGGCGCUGGACUGGUUCGCCGGUUGGCGGAGGUGAAGUCGCAAAUAUUCGAACUGUCUAAGAACAUCGACAUGACCAGGGCCACACCGAGCAAGGGUAUCAAGAACGCGAUAAGGAAGAACUUCGACCAGCCACUGCAGAGUUUGGAUAACUCGCGAAAUUCCAGCGCCAACAGCAGUGCUGGCGGACCACGGGAGCAUGUAUCGUGGGAUACUAUCAAAAAAGCGACUGACGAUAUUCAACCACGCCAUACGGGAAAGCAGGGUAUGGCAACGUUCGAGAACCAGAAGCUGCUGACGAUGGACCGUUUGGCGACGCUGCACAAAUCCAUCGAAGCCUGCCCCACCGAGGACACGCUGGCCGAUCCGCCCAAGCUGCUGAAGGUGGAACUGAUGAACCAUCAGCGGCACGCUCUGGCCUGGAUGUUGUGGCGUGAAUCACAGAAACCGCACGGUGGCAUUCUUGCGGACGAUAUGGGCCUCGGAAAGACGUUGAGCAUGAUUUCGCUGGUGUUGAAAUCGGCCGAACUCGACCCAGACGGGGAGCAGCUUGCACAGAAUAGCGAUAGCGAGGACGAAGAAAAUCGCACACCAAAUGGGAACGGCGGAUGGAUGGGUAAAGGGCGUAAGGAUUACUUCGUUGGUGGUACACUGAUCGUGUGUCCUGCCUCGUUGAUGCGCCAGUGGGAAGGCGAGGUGGCGGCUCGCGUCAAACGCAACAGUCUGGACGUUUACGUGCACCAUGGCACGAACAGGGAAACGAAGCCGCGCAAACUAGCCAAGUACGACAUGGUGAUAACGACGUAUAACAUUGUAUCGCGAGAACACAAUGCCACACAUAAAUCGGGCAUUUAUGGGGUCGACUGGGAGCGCAUCAUUUUGGACGAGGCUCACGUCAUCCGCAAUCACAAAAGCGCCAUGUCGGAGGCUUGCUGUGCGAUGAAAGGACGCAAUCGGUGGUUGCUCACGGGCACACCGAUCCAAAACAAGGAGAUGGACAUGUACGCCCUGCUAAAGUUCCUCCGCUGCACACCGUUCGACGAUCUGAACCACUGGAAGCGAUGGAUCGACAACAAAACGUCCGGAGGUGCGAUACGCUUGAACACGAUCACGAAAUCCAUAUUGCUUCGACGCACCAAGAAGGAGUUGCAAGAACGCGGCGCUCUGAACAGCUUACCGCCAAAGACGGUCGAGCUGAUCGAGGUGCAGCUGGAGAAGGACGAGAUGAAUGUCUACCAGAAGGUGUUGCUGUAUUCGAAAACCUUGUUCGCGCAGUAUUUGCACCAGCGCGCGGAAAAGGAACAAGUAGCCGGGUUUGGGGGCUAUGGAAGGCCCACGUUCAAGGCGCAAAGAGCUCCGAAUGCUGCCUUCGACAUGGUGCACCAAAAGCUGAAGCGUAUGCAAAACAACGAUGGGGCCGGCGAGGUGCAGCAACAUCAGAUUUUGGUGCUGCUGCUCCGUCUGCGACAGAUCUGCUGCCAUCCGGGGCUCAUCCAACAGAUGCUGUCCGACGACGAUCAGGGUAACCUGGAGAUGUCCGGCGUGGACGAGCCUAGCUUCGACGGGGCUGUCGAUUUGCUCGGGCAGCUAAACAAGCUGAAGCUGAACGACGUGAUCGCGGAGCAUGAGGCGAAGCUUGCGAAAGGCGAGGGUGAUGGUGAGGAAAUUAAACUAAAUUUAUCGGAAGAGUUCGAUCGACCGGAAGCCAUGUCGAAAGCGCUGUCCAAGGUGAUGCUCAAGUCGAAUCCGGUGUUUCGCAUGGAGCGCAGCAGUUCGAAGAUCGAGAAAGUAAUGCAGCUGUUGGAGGAGAAAAUAUUCGGCACCGACGAUAAAGCGAUCAUCGUGUCCCAGUGGACAAGCAUGCUGGAAAUUCUCGGCUCGCAUCUUUCGAACCGUUCCAUCCCGUACGUUUCGCUGACGGGCAAGGUUCAGGUGAAGCUGCGGAACGACAUUGUGGUGGAGUUUAACAAGCCAUCUGGAAAAUCGAAGAUUAUGUUACUUUCGCUUACGGCCGGAGGCGUGGGAUUGAAUCUCGUCGGAGCCAACCAUCUCUUUCUGCUCGAUCCGCACUGGAACCCGCAGCUGGAAGCGCAGGCACAGGAUCGGGUUUAUCGCGUGGGUCAAACGAAACCGGUCAACAUCUGGAAGUUUAUGUGUGUCGACACAGUCGAGCAGAAAAUUCACGCACUGCAACAGCACAAGCUUGGCAUCGCGGACGGUGUCUUGACCGGAACGAUGAACAAGGGCAGCAAGCUGACGAUUGAUGAUCUGAAGUCGCUGUUUGGGUUGUAG
Messenger RNA from Anopheles nili, 3540 nucleotides. It is a transcript of the gene lds, whose product is annotated as transcription termination factor 2. Bases 1 to 3540 code for a protein of 1179 amino acids. NCBI's taxonomy places the organism in Eukaryota, Metazoa, Arthropoda, Insecta, Diptera, Culicidae. The record is from RefSeq and is a predicted model, not a curated record. The transcript has 5 exons. Gene Ontology annotation, molecular function: ATP-dependent chromatin remodeler activity; ATP binding.